Messenger RNA from Aplosporella prunicola CBS 121167, 1524 nucleotides. RefSeq lists its product as uncharacterized. Gene Ontology annotation, cellular component: tRNA-intron endonuclease complex. The record is from RefSeq and is a predicted model, not a curated record. Gene Ontology annotation, molecular function: nucleic acid binding; tRNA-intron lyase activity. Bases 82 to 1485 code for a protein of 467 amino acids. NCBI's taxonomy places the organism in Eukaryota, Fungi, Ascomycota, Dothideomycetes, Botryosphaeriales, Aplosporellaceae. Gene Ontology annotation, biological process: tRNA-type intron splice site recognition and cleavage; tRNA splicing, via endonucleolytic cleavage and ligation. The transcript has 2 exons.
ACUUGUCUAGUGCGAGCUCGCCCGCCACUCGGCUACGACUCGACAUUUGACAAGCCGCGAUUAGCUUCGCAUUAAGUCGCAAUGGCCGAGGCAGGCGUGAUAGCACCGGCCUCUGGUGCGGAAGAGCCGAAGCCGGUCAAUGAGAGUCAAGAUAGUCAAAAUGGCACCACUGGCCCAGCUCCAAAGGAUACGAUUUCCAAGCAAGAUGCAAAACCCACUGUGCAGCGUGCGAGAAGACCCAACUAUGCCAAAAUUCAUGCCCAGCCGCUCCCCGUUGUCGUCCACCCACUACCGGCCUUUGUCCCGCACAACCCGCUGUCACUGCUUCGCGUUGCAUGGAUCAUCAUCUCGCAAUACUUUGCGCCGCCUGCGUCGCACCCGCCCGCCCGCCACAUUGGGUACUGGUCAGCUGAAACACGCUCGAUCCACGUCACGGACCCGGCCAGCGUGCGGGCGCUGUGGGAGCAAGGCUUCUUCGGCAAGGGCAGCCUGAGCCGUAGCGAGCCGACCUGGCUAGACCGCGAGCAACAGCGGAAGGGCGUGCUGUCGGGGCGCAUAGCGGCCGAGGACUACACGCAGGUGCGCCGCAAGGAGCGCAAGGAGUACAAGAACGAGCGGGCCCGCAAGGAGCGCGAGGCCCUGGAGGAACAGCUGCGCCGGGAGGGGAAGCUCGUCGACGCGGCGGGCCGUGAUGCCGCCGCCUCUGCCGCUGCGAAGCGACAGGACGCGCUGGAGACGCAGGCGCCUGCAGGCACGACCGAGGGCGGCGACGGAGAAGCCGUCGCUCCGUCGACGGAAGAGGCAGUCGCGCAGCAGCAGCAGCAGGAGAAGGAGGAGGAGGAGAACAUGGCCGACGACGAGCUUCUCGCCGACGCGCCCAUCGCAAACCAAGAACACCUCCAGCUCACGCUGGAAGAAGCCUUCUUCCUGCACUACGGGCUCGGCGUCCUCGACAUCGUCGACCCCAGCACCAACACUUCCCUCAACACGUUCUCCCUCCUCCGCCUCUGCCGCACGCACUCGUACUUCCCGCCCCUCAACCCCACGGCGCCGCUCCGCCCCGACGACCCCUUCCUGCUCAAGUACGCCGCGUACCAGCACUUCCGGUCGCGCGGGUGGGUGGCGCGCGACGGCGUCAAGUUCGCCGUCGACCUGAUGCUGUACAACCGGGGCCCAGUGUUUUCGCACGCGGAGUUCGCGGCUGUGGUCCUGCCGGCUUAUAGUCAUGCGUAUUGGCGGCAGCAGCAGCGGGGUGAGGAGGGUAGAGAGGGAAGGACGCGGAAGGAGCAGAGCCCCUGGUGGUGGCUGCAUUGCGUCAAUCGCGUGCAGGCGCAGGUGCUGAAGAGCUUGGUGCUGGUGUAUGUCGAGGUGCCGCCGCCGAUGGAGGGGGAGGGGGAGGUGCAGGAUGUUGGCGCGCUGUUGAGAAGGUAUAAGGUCCGCGAGUUUGUGCUGAGGCGGUGGGUGCCGAACCGGAUGAGGGGGUGAUGUGGAUGUGAUAGGGUUGUGGUGUGGUGGGGAGGCGGA